UGGGCAGGCGCACUGGUCUGUAACGGAUUGGCUUGGCCUUACCCACGAGGCUUUGUGGUGGCUGUUGGCUUGGCGGUGGUCGCUUGGCUUGGCGUGGCGGUGGUCGCUUGGCUUGGCAUUUCUGGCUUGGCGGUCCUCCUUUCGCAGAUUGGAAACCGCGGGCUAUCCUGCUGGGAGGUUGUGGCCGAGGCAGUAGCUCGCUACUGAUGGCCUCCUGGGGUGGAGAAAAGCGGGGAGGGACUGAGGGGUCUCCGAAGCCGGCAGUCUACGCCACGAGGAAGACCCGUAGCGUCAGAAGCCAGGAGGACCAGUGGUACUUGGGCUACCCGGGGGACCAGUGGUCCUCGGGCUUCUCCUACAGCUGGUGGAAAAACAGCGUCGGCAGCGAGAGCAAGCACGGUGAGGGCGCCUUAGACCAGCCCCAGCACGACGUUCACCUGGAAGAUCUUGGCGAGCUCCACAGAGCUGCCCGGUCGGGCGACGUCCCUGGGGUGGAGCACGUCUUGGCUCCUGGAGACACUGGCGUGGACAAGAGGGAUAGGAAGAAGAGCAUUCAGCAACUAGUUCCUGAAUAUAAGGAAAAACAGACACCUGAAAGUCUUCCUCAAAAUAACAAUCCAGAUUGGCAUCCUACUAAUUUGACCCUUAGUGAUGAGACUUGUCAGAGAUCCAAGAAUCUGAAAGUUGAUGAUAAAUGUCCAUCUGUAUCACCAUCAAUGCCUGAAAAUCAGUCAGCAACCAAAGAACUGGGACAGAUGAACUUAACAGAACGAGAAAAGAUGGACCCUGGAGUUGUACUUCUCUCAGGGAAUGAUACUCUCCAUGACCUGUGCCAAUCACAGCUACCAGAAAACAAAGAGAGCAAAGAAGCAGAACAAGACUCGGAGCUGACAUCAGAGGAAGAGCAAGAAAGACUUAAAGGGUGCGAAAAUAAGCAGCCACAGAAAACGUCUCAAGAACCAGAAAUGGCUAAGGAUUGUGAUAGAGAGGAUAUACCUAUAUAUCCAGUACUUCCUCAUGUGCAAAAAUCUGAGGAAAUGUGGAUUGAACAAGGCAAAUUAGAGUGGAAAAACCAAUUAAAACUCAUCAUAAAUGAGUUAAAGCAGAGGUUUGGUGAAAUUUAUGAAAAAUACAAAAUUCCUGCUUGUCCUGAGGAAGAGCCACUACUUGAUAACUCUACAAGAGGAACAGAUGUGAAGGAUAUUCCCUUUAAUUUGACAAAUAACAUACCUGGUUGUGAGGAAGAAGAUGCAUCUGAAAUAUCUGUCUCAGUGGUAUUCGAGACAUUUCCUGAACAAAAAGAACCCAGUCUCAAAAAUAUCAUCCAUCCAUGCUAUCAUCCAUACCCUGGGUCCCAGGAACAUGUUUGCCAGUCAUCUUCUAAGCUUCAUUUACAUGAAAAUAAAUUAGACUGCAAUGAUAACAAACCAGGCAUUGGACAUAUUUUUAGUACAGAUAAGAACUUUCAUAAUGAUGCAAGCACUAAGAAAGCAAGGAACCCAGAAGUGGUUACGGUUGAAAUGAAAGAAGACCAAGAGUUUGAUUUGCAAAUGACAAAAAAUAUGAACCAAAAUAGUGACCGUGGCAGUACAAAUAACUAUAAAAGCCUGAAACCUAAAUUGGAAAAUCUGAGUUCUUUACCACCAGAUUCUGACAGAACAUCAGAAGUAUAUCUACAUGAAGAAUUACAGCAAGACAUGCAAAAGUUUAAGAAUGAGGUCAACACAUUGGAAGAAGAGUUCCUGGCUUUGAAGAAAGAAAAUGUUCAACUUCAUAAAGAGGUUGAAGAAGAAAUGGAGAAGCACAGAAGUAAUAGCACAGAAUUAUCAGGAACCCUAACUGAUGGUACUACUGUUGGCAAUGAUGAUGAUGGACUAAAUCAGCAGAUUCCUAGGAAGGAAAAUGGAGAGCAUGACAGGCCUGCAGAUAAAACAUCUAAUGAAAAGAACGAGGUCAAAAACCAAAUAUAUCCUGAGGCUGACUUUGCUGACUCAAUGGAGCCAUCUGAAAUAGCCUCAGAGGAUUGUGAAUUGUCUCACUCUGUUUAUGAGAAUUUUAUGUUGCUGAUUGAACAACUUAGAAUGGAGUGUAAAGAUUCUGCUAGCCUACCAAGAAUCCAAGACACAUUUUGUUUGUGUGAACACUUACUGAAACUUAAGAAUAAUCACUGUGACCAACUUACAGUAAAACUUAAACAAAUGGAAAAUAUGGCCAGUGUACUACAAAAUGAGCUAUCUGAAACAAAAAAGACAAAAUUACAGUUAGAACUUCAAAAAAUUGAAUGGGAGAAAGAGCUGUACGAUUUGAGACUUGCCUUAAAACAAGAAAAUGAGGAGAAAAGAAAUGCCGAUAUGUUGUAUAAUAAAGAUAGUGAACAGUUAAGAAUAAAAGAAGAGGAGUGUGGGAAAGUGGUUGAAACAAAGCAACAACUUAAAUGGAAUCUGAGAAGACUUGUUAAGGAAUUGAGGACAGUAAGAAAUAACUUGGAUCUGGUUGUGCAGGAGAGAAACGGUGCCCAGAAGCAACUUUCUGAAGAACAGGAUGCCAGAAUAUUACAAGAUCAGAUUCUGACGAGUAAACAAAAGGAACUAGAAAUGGCUCGAAAGAAAAUGAAUUCUGAGAUUUCUCAUAGGCAUCAGAAAGAAAAGGAUCUCUUUCAUGAAAAUUGCAUGUUGCAGGAAGAAAUUGCCUUGCUGAGACUGGAAAUAGAUACAAUAAAAAAUCAGAACAAGCAAAAGGAAAAGGAAUAUUUUGAGGACAUUGAGGUUGUGAAAGAAAAGAAUGAUAACCUUCAAAAAAGUAUAAAACAAAAUGAGGAAACAUUAACAGAAACAAUACUCCAGUACAGUGGGCAGCUGAACAAUCUGACAGCUGAGAACAAAAUACUCAAUUCUGAACUGGAGAAUGGGAAACAGAACCAAGAAAGACUAGAAAUAGAAAUGGAAUCAUACCGUUGUAGACUGGCUGCUGCUGUACGUGACUGUGAUCAAAGUCAGACAGCAAGAGACCUAAAACUUGAUUUCCAGAGAACAAGACAAGAGUGGGUUCGUUUACAUGACAAAAUGAAGGUUGAUAUGUCUGGCCUACAAGCUAAGAAUGAGAUUCUUUCUGAAAAACUUUCUAAUGCUGAAAGUAAAAUUAACAGCCUACAAAUUCAGCUCCAUAACACAAGAGAUGCUCUUGGAAGAGAGAGUUUGAUUUUGGAACGUGUGCAAAGAGACCUCAGCCAGACACAGUGUCAGAAGAAAGAAACUGAACAAAUGUACCAAAUUGCACAAAGCAAACUGAAGAAAUACAUUGCCAAGCAGGAAUCUGUAGAGGAGAGAUUAUCUCAACUACACAGUGAAAAUAUGUUGCUUCGACAGCAACUGGAUGAUGCUCACAAGAAAGCUAACAGUCAGGAAAAGACAAGCAGUACUAUCCAAGACCAGUUUCAUUCUGCUGCCAAAAAUCUUCAAGCUGAGAGUGAAAAGCAGAUUCUUUCACUACAAGAGAAGAACAAGGAGCUGAUGGAUGAAUAUAAUCAUUUAAAAGAAAGAAUGGAUCAAUGUGAGAAAGAGAAAGCAGGAAGAAAAAUUGACCUUACAGAAGCACAGGAAACUGUUCCUUCACGAUGUCUACAUCUGGAUGCAGAGAAUGAAGUUCUUCAACUUCAACAGACAUUAUUCUCUAUGAAAGCAAUACAAAAGCAAUGUGAAACACUACAGAAGAAUAAGAAGCAGCUGAAACAAGAAGUAGUAAACCUCGAAAGUUAUAUGGAAAGAAAUAUGUUAGAAAGUGGUGAAGCUGAAUGGCAUAAACUGUUGAUUGAAGAAAGAGCAAGGAAGGAGAUAGAAGAAAAAUUAAACGAAGCCAUUCUCACCUUGCAGAAACAAGCAGCAGUAUCUCAUGAACAGUUAGUACAGUUAAGGGAGGAUAAUACUACUUCAAUAAAAACUCAGAUGGAACUCAGAAUCAAAGAUCUGGAAUCUGAAAUCUCCAGAAUAAAAACUUCGCAAGCCGACUUUAAUAAAACCGAAUUGGAAAGAUAUAAGGAACUCUACCUAGAAGAAGUAAAAGUUAGAGAAUCCUUGUCAAAUGAACUCAGUAGAACUAAUGAGAUGAUAGCAGAGGUCAGUACGCAACUUACUGUGGAGAAAGAGCAGACCAGAUCCAGAUCUCUAUUCACUGCUUAUGCUGCAAGGCCAGUCCUAGAGUCACCUUGCGUUGGAAAUCUUAAUGAUAGUGAAGGUCUCAACAGAAAACAUAUUCCAAGAAAAAAGAGGUCUGCUCUUAAGGACAUGGAGAGCUACUUGUUGAAGAUGCAGCAGAAGUUGCAAAAUGAUCUAACUGCAGAAGUAGCAGCUGCUACUAAAUAUGAACCUGGAUCCUAUAUAGCUUCUCCUCUAGGAUUUACACACAAGGAAAAUCUGAAUCAAGAUCCAGUUUUGGAAGUAACAAAAGAAUAUGCACAGAUUUUAAGAAGAAAAUACAUACUCUGAAAGAUAAGGCAAUUUUAUUUGGGCUAUUCACAUGAUAUUUUGUUUCCCAUUAAAUAUAUGAUGUGAACAUUUUUGCUAAAGGGAAAUAUUCUAUAUUAUACAUGUCUGAUGAAAAUUUAUAUAGUAUUUUAAAUAAUGUUUCUUGGCCUCUUCAGCUAACUUUUAAGUGGAUUUUGCAAAUGAAAACCAGUAUUACUGAGUUUUACAUACUCGAACUGCCCAAAUGUUAGCUGUUUAAACAGCCAAAUAAUCAAGUUGCCAUUAAUAAUUUAGUGGAGCCAAUUGAUGGCUUGUUUGUAUUUUAUGAUUUUAUCUUUAUACAUAGUGAUAGAUUUAAGUUUAGAUAGACAUCAUUUUGGUAUACUGGUACUGUGGUCAUUGUCAAUGUUUGGAUGUAUUAUGAUUGUUAUAGUGCAAUCAAACUUAGAUAAUUUUAAUUUUAAGCACUGAUUUAUUUAGAUCUUUCCUUGUGGAAAAAUAAGGUUUGCCUAAGGCUUUUUGCUUUUUUAUUUAUUGUUUCAUUUCUUUAUUAGAUUAACUUUUGGGAAACAGUCUUAAAAUUGGAGAAAAUUUCCACAUUUUAGGAAAAACAGCUUUCCCCCUGUGGGCCAUUUGAGAGUAAAUUGCUGACAUUAUGCCAUCACAUCUGGUAUGUGGGUAUUCCCACAAGUCAGGACAUUUUAUAUAACUACUUCAUAAUCAGAAAGUUAACAUCAAUACACUUGAUCAUUUCAUUCUCAGUUUCUUUUCAAGUUUUCUUAAUUGUCUAUGAUGUUCUUUGUAGCAGAAGGAUCCCAUUCAGGUCCAUGAAUUUCAUUUAGUUGUCAUGACUCUUUCAGUCUGGAACAGUUCCUCAGUUUUUCUUUGACCUUUAUGACCUUAAAUCUUUUGAAGAGUAAAGUCCAAUAAUACAGAAUGUCCCUCCAUUGGAUUUCUCUGAAUUUUUUUUAUGAUAAGAUUUAGAUGAUAAUUUUUUUUUUUGGCAAGAGUAUCACAGAAGUUAUCCCAUGAUCUUCUCACUGCAUUCUAUCAGGUGACCUGCAAUUAUUAUUAUUUUUUAUUUUCAUCUUUUAAGUUCAGGGGUACAUGUGCAGGAUGUGCAGGAUGUCCAGGUUUGUUACAUAGGUAAAUAUGUGCCAUGGUGGUUUACUGCACAGAUCAUCCCAUCACAUAGGUAUUAAUAAUAGCCCAGCAUCCAUUAGCUGUUCUUCACGAUGCUCUCCCUUCUCUCACCCCCCACCAUCCCACAUGCCCCUGUGUGUGUUGUUCCCCGCCAUGUGUCCAUGUGUUCUCAUUAUUCAGCUCCCACUUGUAAGUGAGAGCAUGCAGUAUUUCAUUUUCUAUUUCUGCGUUGGUUUGCUGAGGAUAAUGUUCUGCAGCUCCACCCAUGUCCCUGCAAAGGACAUGUCUCAUUCCUUUUCAUGGCUGCAUAGUAUUCCAUGGUGUAUAUGUACCACAUUUUCUUUAUCCAGUUUAUCAUUGAUGGGCUUUUAGGUUGAUUCUUUGUCUUUGCUAUUGUGAAUAGUGCCGCAAUGAACAUACGUGUGCGUGUAUCUUUAUACUAGAAUUAGUUAUAUUCCUUUGGGUAUAUACCAAGUAAUGGGAUUGCUGGGUUAAAUGGUAUUUCAGGUUCUAGAUCUUUGAGGAAUCACCACACUGUCUUCCACACUGGUUGAACUAAUUUACACUCCUAUCAACAGUGUAAAAGCAUUCCUGUUUCUCCAUAAUCUUGCCAGCAUCUUUUCAUUUUUUUGAAUUAUAGCCAUUCUGACUGUUGUGAGAUGGUGUCUCAUUGUGGUUUUGAUUUGCAUUUCUCAGAUGAUCAGUGAUGUUGAGGUUUUUUUGUUUGUUGGCUGCAUGUAUGCCUUCUUUUGAAAAGUGUCUGUUUGUGUCCUUUGACCACUUUCUGAUGGGGUUGAGUUUUUUUUUCUUGUAAAUUUGUUUAAGUUCCUUGUAGAUGCUGGAUAUUAGACCUUUGUCAGAUGGAUAGAGUGCAAAAAUUUUCUCCCAUUCUGUAGGUUGUCGGUUUACUCUGUUGGUAGGUUCUUAAUGCUGUGCAGAAGCUCUUUAGUUUAAUUAGAUCCCAUUUGUCAAUUUUGGCUUUUGUUGCAAUUGCUUUUGGCAUCUUCGUCAUGAAAUCUUUGCCCUUGCCUGUGUCCUGAAUGGCAUUGCCUAGGUUUUCUUCCAGGAUUUUUAUAGUUUUGGGUUGUAGAUUUAAGUCUUUAAUCCAUCUGGAGUUAACUUUUGUAUAUGGGUUAAGGAAGGGGUCCAGUUUCAAUUUGCUGCAUAUGGCUAGCCAGUUCUCCCAGCACCAUUUAUUAAAUAGGGAAUCUUUUCCCCAUUGCUUCCUUUUGUCAGGUUUGUCAAAGAUCACAUGGUUGUAGGUGUGUGGUCUUAUUUCUGGGUUCUCCAUUCUGUUCCAUUGGUCUAUGUGUCGGUUCUUGUACCAGCACCAUGCUGUUUUGGUUACUGUAGUCUUGUAGUAUAUUUGAAGCUGGGUAGCAUGAUGCCUCUAGCUUUGCUCUUCUUGCUUAGGAUUGUCUUGGCUAUUUGGGCUCUUUUUUGGUUCCAUAUGAAUUUUAAAAUAGCUUCUUCUAGGUCUGUAAAGAAUGUCAAUAGUAGUUUAAUGGGCCUAGCAUUUAAUUUACAGAUUGCCUUGGGCAGUGUGGUCAUUUUCACGAUAUUGAUCCUUCCCGUCUGUGAGCAUAUGUUUUUCCAUUUGUUUGUGUCAUCUCUGAUUUCUUUGAAUAAUGGUUUAUAGUUAUCCUUGAAAAGGUCCUUCACUUUUCUUGUUAGCUGUAUUCCUAGGUAUUAUACUCUUCUUGUGGCAAUUGUGAAUGGGAGUUAAUUCAUGAUUUUUCUCUCGGCUUGCCUGUUGUUGGUGUAUAGGAAUGCUAGUGACUUUUGCACAUUGAUUUUGUAUCCUGAGACUUUGUUGAAGUUGCUUAUCAGCUAAGAAGUUUUUGAGCUGAGAUGAUGGAGUUUUCUAGAUAUAGGAUCAUAUCAUCUGCAAACAAAGAUAGUUUGACUUCCUGUCUUCCUAUUUGAAUAGCUUUUCUUUCUUUCUCUUGCCUGAUUGCCUUGGUGAGAAUUUCUAAUACUGUGUUGAAUAGGAGUUGGUGAGAGAGGGCAUCUUUGUCUUGUGUCAGUUUUCAAGGGAACGCUUCCAGGUUUUCAGGUACUCAGGCAACAAAUAGCGUUACGAAUAGAAUAGUACCUCACAUCUCAAUGCUAAUGUUGAACGUAAAUGGCCUAAAUGCUCCACUUAAGAGAUAUAGAAUGGCAGAAUGGGUAAGAAUUCACCAACCAAGUUGCUGCUGUCUUCAGGAGACUCACCUAACACAUACGGACUCACAUAAACUUAAGGCAAAGGGUUGGAAAAAGACACUUUGUCUAAAUAGACACGUCAAAAGCGAGCAGGAGUAGCUGUUCUUAUAUCAGACAAAACGGACUUUAAGACAACAGCAGUUUUAAAAAGACAAAGAGGGACAUAUAAUGAUAAAAGGACUAGUUCAACAGGAAAAUAUCACAGUCCUAAAUAUAUAUGCACCUAAUACUGGAGAUCCCAAAUUUAUAAAACAAUUACUACUAGACAUAAGAAAUGAGGUAGUUGGCAACACAAUAAUAGUGGGGGAUGUUAAUACUCCGCUGGCAGCACUAGGCAGAUCACCAAGACAGAAAGUCAACAAAGAAAUAAUGGACUUAAACUAUACCCUAGAACAUAUGGACUUAACAGAUGCUUACAGAACAUUCUACCCAACAAGCAUAGAAUAUACAUUGUAUACAUCAGAACACGGGACAUUCUCCAAAAUAGACCAUAUGAUAGGGCACAAAACCAGUCUCAGUAAAUUUAAGAAAAUCAGAAUUAUAUCAAGUACUCUCUCAGACCACAGUGGAAUAAAAUUGGAAAUUAAUUCCAAAAGGAACACUCAAAAGCAUGCAAAUACAUGGUAAUUAAAUAACCUACUCCUGAAUGAUUGUUGGGUCAACAAUGAUAUCAAGAGGGAAAUUUAAAAAUUCUUUGAACUGAACGAUAAUAGUGACACAACCUAUCAAAAACUCUGGGAUACAGCAAAAGUGGAGCUAAGAAGAAAAUUCAUAGCAUUAAAUGCCUAUAUCAAAAAGUCUGAAAGAGCACAAAUAAACAAUCUAAGGUCACACCUCACAGAAUUGGAGAAACUAGAACAGUCCAAAUCCAAACCCAGCAGAAGAAAAGAAAUAACAAAAUCAGAACAAAACUAAAUGAAAUUGAAACAAAAAAAUACAACAGAUAAAUGAAACAAAAAGCUGGUUCUUUGAAAGGAUAAAUAAAAUUGAUAAGCAUUAGCAAGAUUAAUCAAGAAAAGAAGAGAGAAGAUCCAAAUAAGCUCUAUUAGAAAUGAAAUGGGAGAUAUUACUACUGAUACCACAGAAAUACAAAAGAUUAUUCAAGACUACUAUGAACAUCUUCACAUCCAUAAACUAGAAAACCUACAGGAGAUCGAUAAAUUCCUGGAAAUAUACAACCCUCCUGGAUUAAAUUAGGAAGAUAUAGAGACUCUGAACAGACCAAUGAGAAGCAGCAAGAUUGAAAAUGGUAAUUUAAAAAUUGCCAACAACAAAAAAGUCCAGGACCAGAUGGAUUCACACCUGAAUUCUAUCAGACAUUCAAAGAAUUGGUACCCAUCCUAUUAACACUAUUUCACAGGAUAGAGAAAGAGAAAUCUUCCCUAAAUCAUUUGAUGAAACCAAAAUCACCAUGAUAUGGUUUGGCUCUGUGUCCCCACCCAAAUCUCAUCUUUUAGCUCCCAUAAUUCCCACAUGUUGUGAGAAGGACCCAGUAGGAGAUGAUUGAAUCAUGAGGGCGGGUCUUUUCCAUGCUGUUCUCAUGACAGCGAGUGAGUGUCACAAGAUCUGAUGGUUUUAAAAACAGGACUUUCUCUACACAAGCUCUUUCUUUUUGCCUGCUGCCAUCCACGUAGGAUGUGACUUGCUCUUCCUUGACUCCACCAUGACUUUGAGGCCUCCCCAAAUAUGUGGAACUGUAAGUCAAAUAAACCUCUUUCUUUUGUAAAUUGCCCAGUCUCAGGUAUGUCUUUAUCAGCAGUGUGAAAAUGGACUAAUACACACCCUAAUACUGAAACAGACUAAUAGACACCCUAAUACCAAAAACAAGGAAGGACAUAAUGAGAAAAGAAAGCUACAGACCAACAUCCCUGAUGAACAGAGAUGCAGUAAUCCUCAAAAAAAAUACUAGCUAGCUGAAUCUAACAACAUAUCAAAAAGAUAAUCCAUCAUGAUCAAGUGGGUUUCAUACCAGGGAUGCAGGGAUGGUUUAACAUCUACAAGUCAAUAAAUGCGAUACACUACAUAAACAGAAUUAAAAAACAAAAGUCACAUGAUCAUCUCAAUAGAUGCAGAAAAACCACUUGAGAAAAUCCAGCAUCCUCAUUUUAUUAAGACCCUCAGCAAAAUCAGCAUAGAAGGGACAUACAUUAAGAUAAUAAAAGCCAUCUAUGACAAACCCACAGCCAGCAUUAUACUGAACAGGGAAAAGUUGAAAGCAUUCCUCCUGAAAACUGGAAGAAGACAAGAUUGCCCACUUUCUCCACUUCUAUUCAACAUGGUACUGGAAGUUCUAGCCAGAGCAAUCAGACAAGAGAAAGAAAUCAAGGGCAUCCAAAGUGGUAAAGAAGAAGUCUGCCUAUUGCUGUUUCCCAAUGAUAUGAUUGUAUACCUAGAAAACCCUAAAGACUCAUCCAAAAAGCUUCUAGAACUGGUACAUGCAUUCAGCAAAGUUUCAGGAUACAGAGUUACACACAAGUGUGCACAAAUCCGUAGCUGUGCUAUACACCUUCAGCGACCAAGCCAAGAAUCAAAUCAAUAACUCAACCCUUUUUACAAUAGCUACAAAUAAUAAUAAUAAUAAUAAUAAAAUACUUAGGAAUGUUCCUAACCAAGGAGGUGAAAGAUCUCUGCGUGGAAAACUACAAAACACUACUGAAAGAAAUCACAGAUGACACAAACAAAUGGCAGCACAUCCCAUGCUCAUGGAUGGGUAGAAUCAAUAUUGUGAAAAUGACCAUACUGCCAAAAGCAAUCUACACAUUUAAUCCAAUUCCCAUCAAAAUACCACCAUCAUUCUUUAGAAAAUGAUGAAAAAUAAUCCCAAAAUUCAUAUGGAACCAAAAAAGAGCCUACAUAGCCAAAGGAAGACUAACCAAAAAGAAUAAAUCUGGUGACAUCACAUUACCUAACUCCAAACUAUUCUGUAACACCAUAGUCACUAAAACAGCAUGAUACUGGUAUAAAAAUAGGCACAUAGACCAAUGGAACAGAAUAGAGAACCCAGAAUUAAAGCCAAAUACUUACAGCCAGCUGAUCUUCAACAAAGUGAGGAAAGGACACCCUAUUCAACAAAUAGUGCUGGGAUAAUUGGCUAGCCACAUUUAGGAGAAUGAAACUGGAUCCUUAUCUCUCACCUUAUACAAAAAUCAACUCAAGAUGGAUCAAGAACUUAAGACCUGAAGCCUUAAAAAUUCUAGAAGAUAACACUGGAAAAACCCUUCUAGACAUUGGCUUAGGCAAAGACUUCAUGACCAAGAAGCUCAAAACAAAUGCAACAAAAACAAAAGAUAAAUAGAUGGGACUUAACUAAACUAAAAAGCUUUUGCACAGCAAAAGAAAUAAUUAGCAGAGUUAACAGACAACACACAGAGUGGGAGAAAAUCUUCACAACCUACACAUCCAACAAAGGACUAAUAUUCAGAAUCUACAAAGAACUCAAAUCAGUAAGAAAGAAAACAAUCCCAUAAAAAAGUGGGCUAAGGACACGAAUAGACAAUUCUCAAAAGAAAAUAUACAAAUGGCCAACAAGCAUAUGGAAAAAUGCUCAACAUCACUAAUGAUCAGGGAUAUGCAAAUCAAAACCACAACGCGAUAUCACCUCAUUCCUGUAAGAAUGGCAAUAUUAAAAAAAAUAAAAAAUAAUAGAUGUCGGCAUGGAUGUGGUGGAAAGGGAACACUUCUAUAGUGUUGAUGCUAAUGUAAACUAGUACAACCACUACGGAAAACGGUGUGGAGAUUGCUUAAAGAACUAAAAGUAGAUCUACCAUUUGAUCCAACAACCCCAUUCCUCAGUAUCUACCCAGAGGAAAAGAAGUCAUUAUACAAAAAAGAUACUUGUACACACGUUUAUAGCAGCAAAAUUCAUAAUUGUGAAAAUAUGGAACCAGCCCAAAUGCCCAUCAGUCAAUGAGUGGAUAAAGAAAAUGUGAUAUGUACACACACACCCCAUGGAAUACUACUCAGCCAUAAAAAGGAGCAAACUGGAUGGAAUUGGAGACCAUUCUUCUAAUUGCAGCAACCUGGAUGGAAUUGGAGACCAUUCUUCUAAGUGAAGUAGCUCAAGAAUGGAAAACCAAACAUCAUAUGUUCUCAUAUGUGGGAACUAAGCUAUGAGAAUGUAAAGGCAUAAGAAUGAUACAGUGGACUUUGGGGACUCAGGGGAAAUGGUGGGAAGGGAGUGAGAAAUAAAAGACUACACAUUGAGUACGGUGUACACUGCUCGGGUGAGGGAUGCACCAAAAUCUCAAAAAUCACCACUAAAGAACUUAUUUAUAUAACCAAACACCACCUGUUCCUUAAAAACCUAUUGAAAUAAAAAGUAAAUUUAAAAAAACCUCCUGGAUUCAUUGAUUUUUUUGAAGGUUUUUUUGUGUCUCUAUUUCAGUUCAGCUCUGAUCUUGGUUAUUUCUUGUCUUCUGCUAGCUUGGGAGUUUGUUUCCUCUUGGUUCUCUAGUCCUUUUAGUUGUAAUAUUAGGUUGUUAACUUGAGAUCUUUCUCUCUUUUUGAUGUGGGCAUUUAGUGCUAUAAAUUUUCCUCUUAACACUGCUUUAGCUGAGUCCUGGAGAUUCUGUUAUGUUGUCUCUUUGUUCUAAUUAGUUUUAAAACACUUCUUGAUCUCUGCCAUAAUUUUAUUAUUUACCCCAAAGUCAUUCAGGAGCAGAUUGUUCAAUUUCCAUAUAGUUGUGUGGUUUUAAGUGAAUUUCUUAAUCUUGAGAUCUAAUUUGAUUGUGCUGUGGUCUGAGAGACUCUUUGUUAUGAUUUCAGUUAUUUUUCAUUUGCUGAGGAGUGUUUUUCUUCCUAAUUUAUGAUUAGUUUUAGGGUAAGUGUCAUGUGGCUAUGAGAAGAAUGUAUAUUCGCUUGUUUUUUGUUGGAGAGUUCUGUAGAUAUCUAUCAUGUCUACUUGAUCCACAGCUGAGUUCAGGUCCUGAAUAUCUUUGUUAAUUUUCUGUCUCCAUGAUGUGUCUAAUAUUGUCAUUGUGGUGUUAAAGUCUCCCACUAUUAUUGUGUGGGAGUCUAAGUCUCUUUGAAGGUCUCCAAUAACUUGCUUUAUGAACCUGGGUGCUCUUGUAUAGGGUGCAUACAUAUUUAGGAUAGUUAGCUCCUCUGGUUGAAUUGAACCCUUUACCAACAGGUAGUGCUCUUCUUUGUCUUUUUUGAUCUUUGUUAAUUUAAAGUCUGUUUUGUUAGAAACUAGGAUUGCAAGCUCUGUUUUUUUCUGCUUUCUGUUUGCUUGGUAAAUUUUCCUCCAUCCCUUUAUUUUUAGCCUAUGUGUUUCUUUGUGUGUGAGAUGGGUCUCUUGAAUACAGCAUACUGAUGGGUCUUGGUUCUUUAUCUAGCUUGCCAUUCUGUGUCUUUCAUUGGAGAACACAUUGAGAUUUAAGGUUAGUAGUAUUAUAUGUGGAUUUGAUCUCAUCAUCAUGAUGCUAGCUGGUUAUUUUGCUAACUUGUUCAUGUGGUUGCUUCACAGUGUCACUGUUCUUUGUACUUUAGUGUGUUUUUCUGGUGCCUGGUAAUGGUUUUUCCUUUUCAUAUUUACUGCUUCCUUCAGGAGCUCUUGCAAGACAGGUCUGGUAGUAACAAGUUCCCUCAGCAUUUGCUUGUCUGAAAAGCAUCUUAUUUAUCCUUUGCUUAUGAAGCUUGGUUUGGCCAGAUGUGAAAUUCUGGGUUGGAAAUUCUUUUCUUUAAGAAUGUUGAAUAUUGGUUCCCAGUAUCUUCUGACUUGUAGGGUUUCCACUGAGAGGUCGGCUGUUCAUCUGAUGGGGUUCCCUUUGUAGGUGACCCGGCCUUUCUGUCUGACUGCCCUUAACAUUUUUUCUUUCAUUUAGAGUUUGGAGAAUCUGAUGAUCAUGUGUCUCGGGGAUGAUCUCCUCGUGGAGUAUCUCACUGGAGUUCUCUGGAUUUCUUGAAUUUGAGUGUUGGCCUGUCUUGCUAGAACUAACUUGGGGAAGUGAGUUCUCUUGAAUCCUAUGCCGAAGUAUGUUUUCCAACUUGGUUCCAUUCUCCUUGUCUUUUUCAGGUACCCCAAUCCAUCACAGAUUCGUUCUCUUUAUGUAAUCCCAUAUUUUUUGAUGGUAUCGUUCGUUCCUUUUCAUUCUUUUAUCUCUAUUCUUGUCUGCCUGUCUUAUUUCAGAAAGAUCGUCUUCAAGCUCUGAGAUUCUUUUCUUGGGCUAUUCUGCUGUUAAUAAUUGUGAUUUCAUUGUGAAGUUCUUGUAGUGUGUUUUUCAGCUCUAACAGUGCUGGGAUUACAAGCGUGAGCUACCACACCCAGCGAGGAAGCCAAGUUUAACGUGUGUGCUCCACUCCUCCAACCUGGCCAAAGGGCAGUCAUCAUCACCGGCCACUACUGACCACAGCCUUUAGAAACUCCCCUUGAACAUGCUGGGCUGACCUUCCUCUGAUCACAGGCAAGGCAAAGGGAAACGACAGACCCUUGCCUUCCCGGUCCUCAAGGGUCAGCUGUAAGAUGAUGUCAUAAAGCCGGAUCAGGUCCUGAGGCCGGGGGAAGCACUUGCUGUCAUCCUCUGGCUGCUGCUGCAGCUGAGCCCUCUGCAGACCUUUGGCCAUGCUCUCAUUACGCUUGAUUGCCAUUGACAGCUUGAUGUAAGUCAGGUGGACAAAUAGAAGCUGAGGGUGAAGGACCUACAGCUGUCACCUUCAUCUCUUCUCAACACUGCCAACUGUCCCCUUGGAUCUCCCAGACAGACAACAAGGGACAUCUCUGGUUUCUCAGUGCCCCCUAGAAACCUCGGGUCAUUUCAAGGCAUUAUGCAAAUGAGAAGCUUCCCUUCUCUUCACCUCAUCUCCUGGUCUGCACAAAAGUGACUGUAGGACCCGGUGUUGGUACCGAUGUAGGCACCAAUCCUCAGUUUACCACCUGCUCUCUACUUGCUUCCCUGCCAUAACUUUCUAAAAGGGAUGUGAGCCAUGUUUAAAGUCACCUGGUCACUGGAGGGAUCUUGUUCUACCCCCUGUAGUAGUACCUCUGUAGGGUAGUACCCACUGUAGGGAUCUUGUUCUACAUCAGUGGUUGCCAACCUUUUUGGCACCAGGGACUGGUGUUGUGGAAGACAAUUUUCCACGGACUGGGGGGCUGGGGGGAAUGGUUUCAGGAUCAAACUGUUCCACCUCAGAUCAUCAGGCAUUAGAUUCUCAUAAGGAGGGCACAACCUAGAUUGCUAGCAUGCCCAGUUCGCAAUAGGGUUCGUUCUCCUGCGAGAAUGGCAUGCCGCUGCUGAUCUAACAGGAGGCAGAGCUCAGGCGGUAAUGGGAGCAAGGGGGAGCGGCUAUAAAUACAGCUCACCGCUCACCUGCUGCUGUGCAGCCCGGUUCCUAACAGGCCAUGGACGGUACUGGUCUGUAGCCCAGGAGUUGGGGAAUCCUGCUCUACAGAGUUUCCAACCUCAGAGAUGAAGCAUCCCCUCUGUAAGUCAGAAAGAAAUUAUUCAAGCAGGAGAAUUAAAACAGGAUCACAGAGAGGGAGGCUGAAGAAUCUGACAUUCUGUGUUGUUUACUUGUAUGAGGAAAACAGCACAUAGAGGCAUCCACAGUAUUUAAUUUGUUUGGAUAACAGUUACAGAUAAACAGGUACACCCCAUAUACAAUUACCAAUACUUUUUAUACAGUUCAUAUUUCAGUACAUCAACACUAUUUUAUUUACACUCUAUUUAUAUACAUUAACAUCUUUUUAAAUUGGGAUUAUUGUCCAUAUGCUUUAUAUUUUUUAUUCCAGUGAUUUCCCUUUUAGGAAUUUAUCUGAGGGGAGAAUACUCUGUAAUUACUCCAUAAUUUGCAGGCAAAUAUCAUCAUAGCAUUUUUUAGGAUAGUAAAAAGUUAUUAACAACUUAUAUUUGUCUCACAUUAGAGGAAUGGUUAAAUAAAGCAUGGUGUAUUCAUUGGAUAAACUAUAAUGCAGUUGUUGAAAAUGAUUACCAGGAGUUUUUGCUAACAUUUAUGGGAACAUGCUUAUGAUAUGUGAACAUUUUUUUAAAAACAAGACAUAAAGUUGCAUAUACUGGAAAUAAUACCUUCAAUAUUGAAAAAAAUACUAUUUAGGAAAAAGGACAGAAGAAAAUAUGCCAAAAUUUUGACAGUGGUUGCCUUUGUAUUAAGAAUAUAAAAGGAUUCCCUGCCUUUUUACAUUUUUCUCUGCUUUCCAAAAUUUCCACAUGAAUAUUAUACCUAGUAAUCAGAAAAAAAUACAGGGACACUCACUCUUAUCCUUUACAUUUCUCUCCUGUUUGGACCUCAGAUUCCUCAGUAGAAAAUUAAACUAGAUGCCAGCCUGGGCAAUAUGAUGUCACCCUAUCUUUACAAAAAAUGCACAAAUUAGCCAGGUGUGGUGUUGUGCACCUAUAGUCCCAGCUUCUUGGGAGGCUGAGGUUGGAGGAUUGCUUGAGCCCAAGAGAUCAAGGCUGCAGUGAGCUGUGAUCUCGCCACUGCACUCCAGCCUGGGUAACAAAGCAAGACCCUGUCUCAAAAAAAAAAAAAAGAAAAAAAGAAAAUUAAACUAGACAAAUUCUUAGGCCUCUCUCUCUUUUUUUUUAAUAGUCUUAUAUGAAGACUAUUACUUCAUUUCCUGUGUUUUGUGUUAAGAUGAGCUUUAAAGCAACUCUGAAAAAGAAGAGGGUGCCUAUAAGUAAUUCAUAGACUGUUUAAACAAUAGUAGAGGAUCUAAGCAUAGAUCCCAAGAGGUAAAGGGAAUCUUUAUCACUUUGGGAAAUUUUACUGAUAAAUAGAAAUUAUUGUCAGUACAGUCCACAAAUAUGUUUUUUUAUCAGCCUUCUUUCCUCCCUGUCUUCAUCUAGCACUGUAGCCUGUGUUCCACAGAAAAUAUAGUCAAUAAAAUUCAACAUUCUUUACUAGCUUACUCUAAUUUGUGCUUGGCCAUAAAGUAUUCCUGGUAGAGAUAAUAGAGAUAAUAUUUAACUGGCUAUGAGAAAGGAAACACUAUCGUAUAUGAUACACCCCUUUUUCUACUCAUUCCAACAACUAUGAUACAGCAUGUUUCCUUUUGAAGCACAUCAGUUUUUUCCUUGAGUGACCAGUUCAAAAGAUGAUGACAGUUAAUAUCUUGUUACUACAGAAUUUGUACUCAAAAAAGAAGUCUAUAACCCAAGUCCAAGUCAGAUUUCCUUUUCUAAAAAAAGAAUUUUCCUCUAAGUUCCCCUUUUUAAAUGAGCUCUUUAGCCUGGAUAAUUAUGCAGUGCUAGAACCUUAACUGCAUGAUCAAACCCAACCUUGCUUGUUUAUAACAGCAUUUGACAGCCUCGUGACUCUCACAUAGGGAAAAAGUCUCGCCUGAAAACCCAUGCUAAGCUGCAUGUCUUGAGCUGUGCCAAUUUGUAUUCCAGGCAGCCUAAGGUUCCCAUCGUGAGUUUCAGGAAGGGAAAUUCAUGGAGGAAGUUCACCUCUGGAAGGGUGAGGAGCAAUAAAUAGGGUGGGUGAUGGACAUAUGUGACGUUUGCCACAGAGAGGCAGUCAGUAUGGGCCUUGUGGUCCGGGCUCUGCUUUGGGACACAAAUAUAAACUGUGUGAAGUCUUAUGGUAGCAUUCAUAACCCUGAUGCUUCACCCACCUUCCCAUACAUUAGAGGGACAAACAGAAGGAUCCCAGCUCUAUGGUUCUUGAUUGUUUGUCAGGUAGCAGCCAGGCAUGGAGAGGGAAAUAUUCUUUCUUUUCUGCUGCACUCUAGAUCCUUCCUUCUCUCCUCCUUCUUCAUUCUACACUACCCCCAACACAUAUCCCUGCACCCCACCCAUUCUUUGCUCUCUCUCCUUUCUUACACUUAACUCCUUCUUGCUCCACAGCCUAACAUGCUGAUUAACAGGACCCCAAAGGUUUGGGUGGGUAUUAGGGGCCUUCUCAACAAAAGCAGCACACUCUUGAGCUUGUUCUUCCUUUUGUUGCCAUCUCAGAUAAAAAGGCCCCAUGAGGGAGGAGACAGAUAAGUAUAGACUUGGUAUUCUGAUAACUGUGUUACAUGGGAUCAGAUGUAAAUGAGUUGUACCCUGUGGUGUUUCGUGCUCUACUGUGUUGUCUUCUCAUGGUGAGCUUUUCUGUGCCCUUAUUUCAUCCAGCUCUGGUUUCUGUGUUUCAUGUUAUUUCUCCUAGCCUCUGUAAACUCUGCAGCAUACUAAUAAUGCUCUGGCUUUCUGAUUAAAGAUAAAUGGCUUACUAUCACCACCCCUGGCUUGAGGGCCAGCUCACAUGUAAUCCCUUAUAGGAUUCCAAAGUUGUUAAAUAAAUGCAGUUCUUUUUGUCAUUUUGAAGCAUUCAAAAAUUUUUCAAGAAAAGCUAUGAUCAUAUAAAUAGAAAUUUUAUCCAGAAUGUUACAAUGUAACAUUUGUGAAUAAAUGUGUAGGUGCUGUAUUUUC
Molecule: messenger RNA, 18181 nt
Organism: Pan troglodytes (chimpanzee)
Lineage: Eukaryota; Metazoa; Chordata; Mammalia; Primates; Hominidae
Product: coiled-coil domain-containing protein 144A
Source: RefSeq, a predicted model, not a curated record